Hyaena hyaena (striped hyena) is the source of this 4881-nucleotide messenger RNA. It is a transcript of the gene POLR3B, whose product is annotated as RNA polymerase III subunit B. Gene Ontology annotation, molecular function: DNA binding; ribonucleoside binding; DNA-directed RNA polymerase activity. The coding region runs from base 1168 to 4395 and encodes 1075 amino acids. Lineage: Eukaryota; Metazoa; Chordata; Mammalia; Carnivora; Hyaenidae. Gene Ontology annotation, biological process: DNA-templated transcription. The transcript has 28 exons. The record is from RefSeq and is a predicted model, not a curated record. Gene Ontology annotation, cellular component: RNA polymerase III complex.
UAUUAAGAGCCAGCAUUUACUGACCACUUGCUCUGUGGCAGGCUCAUAGGUAACAUGGGUUGCGUUAUUAAUUUUCUGAAAUAAGCACUAUUUUCACCCCAUUUUGCUAAUGAAAGACUUUUGAAGCCCAGAGAGGCUAUGUAAUGAAUCCAGUGCCAGAAAGCUCUUAAGUAGCUGAUCUGGAUUUUGGACUCUGCCAGUCUGAUUUUAGUCUUCAUCCUUAAAAUGAAGAGACUGCUUCUCCAAAGACAGGAAGGAAUAAGCUUAAAGAAUUUGUAAAUUUUACCUGACUUCGCAGAGCUUUGAAGGGACCAGAAUCAAAGUUCCAGGCUGCUUCUGAUUCAGGAGUAAUUCCUGAUCAUUCCUUUUCCUGAUCCACUUUGUCUAAUCCACCAUCACAUCUUUAGGCUCCUGCCUAGUAAAUCCAUUCAAGUCUGAAGCUUCAUUACUGCUCUUCUCCAAGCAGGAACCACUGCCCUGUCCUCUCUUACUUCCUAGACUGCUGACUGGUCUCACUCCAACCUGAUCUCUGCUCUGUAGCCAGAGUCAGUUUAAAUGAUCAUGUCGCUCCUUUGGUUAAAAUUCUUCAGUCUCUGCCCUGUGCUCUUAGGGCAAAAUCUAACAUCUUGACCAUCUGUUUGCUUCUCCGGCCACUUUUCCCACCACCUCCCCUGUCCUGCCCUGAGAUCUUUCUACUCUACUCUGGAUUUGUCUCUCAUUCCUCAUUGUAGAUUUACAUACAAUAAAGUGCAGAUACCAAGUGUUCAGUUACAUUUGUUUUGACAGUUAUGUAUACUCAAAUAACUACCACUCAGUAUAAGAUCUAGAACAUUUCUGUCGCCCUUCAAAGUUCCCUUGUGAACGCUUUUCAGUUUAUUCCCCCAAGCACCUUUAUUUAGGUGCUUUAUUUAGGACAGAGAAAAGGUGGGGAGAAUGGAGAAUGAAUGAAUCCCAAACAGGCUUCAUGCCCAGCACAGAGCCCAACACGGCUUGAUCCCCCAAGACCCUAGGAUCAUGACCUGGGCCGAAAUCAAGAAUAGUAUGCCCACUGACUGAAUUACCCAGGAAAAAUGGAGGCUGCUUCCAGCAUUUUUAAAGGUGAAAGGCCUUGUGAAACAGCAUAUAGAUUCAUUCAACUAUUUCAUCAACGUGGAGAUAAAGAAGAUAAUGAAAGCCAAUGAAAAGGUUACAAGUGAUGCUGACCCCAUGUGGUACUUGAAAUAUCUUAAUAUCUAUGUCGGGCUUCCUGAUGUUGAAGAAAGCUUCAAUGUAACUAGGCCAGUAUCCCCCCAUGAGUGCCGGCUGCGGGACAUGACAUACUCUGCCCCCAUCACAGUGGAUAUUGAAUAUACCCGAGGCAGCCAGAGGAUCAUCCGUAAUGCCUUACCCAUUGGCAGAAUGCCCAUAAUGCUGCGCAGUUCAAACUGUGUUCUAACAGGGAAGACGCCUGCAGAGUUUGCCAAACUGAACGAAUGUCCUUUAGAUCCAGGUGGCUACUUCAUUGUUAAAGGAGUAGAAAAAGUGAUUCUUAUCCAAGAGCAGCUAUCAAAGAAUAGGAUCAUUGUGGAGGCUGACAGGAAAGGGGCAGUUGGUGCUUCAGUUACCAGCUCCACCCAUGAGAAAAAGAGCAGAACCAAUAUGGCUGUGAAACAAGGUCGAUUUUAUUUGCGACACAAUACUUUGUCAGAGGAUAUUCCCAUUGUAAUCAUAUUUAAGGCCAUGGGUGUUGAGAGUGACCAGGAAAUUGUGCAGAUGAUUGGGACAGAGGAGCACGUGAUGGCUGCAUUUGGGCCCAGUCUGGAAGAGUGCCAGAAAGCUCAGAUUUUCACACAGAUGCAGGCAUUAAAGUAUAUAGGGAACAAAGUAAGGAGGCAAAGGAUGUGGGGAGGUGGACCAAAGAAGACCAAAAUAGAAGAGGCAAGAGAGCUCCUGGCUUCUACCAUCCUGACGCACGUCCCAGUUAAAGAAUUCAAUUUCCGAGCGAAAUGCAUCUACACUGCAGUGAUGGUGCGAAGAGUGAUUCUGGCCCAAGGAGAUAACAAAGUGGACGACAGAGACUAUUAUGGUAACAAGCGACUGGAGUUGGCAGGACAGCUUUUAUCACUUCUUUUUGAAGAUUUAUUCAAAAAAUUUAAUUCUGAAAUGAAGAAGAUUGCAGACCAGGUGAUUCCUAAGCAAAGAGCUGCCCAGUUCGAUGUUGUGAAACACAUGCGUCAGGACCAGAUCACCAAUGGCAUGGUGAAUGCCAUUUCCACAGGAAAUUGGUCUCUAAAGAGAUUUAAAAUGGACCGCCAGGGUGUGACUCAAGUGCUGUCUCGCUUGUCAUAUAUAUCUGCGCUGGGCAUGAUGACAAGAAUCUCUUCUCAAUUUGAAAAAACAAGGAAAGUGAGUGGUCCUCGAUCCCUCCAGCCAUCUCAGUGGGGAAUGCUCUGUCCUUCAGACACUCCUGAAGGAGAGGCAUGUGGUUUGGUUAAAAACUUGGCCCUCAUGACACACAUCACAACUGACAUGGAAGAUGGACCCAUUGUUAAAUUAGCCAGUAACCUGGGAGUAGAAGAUGUGAAUUUACUAUGUGGGGAAGAGCUCUCUUAUCCAAAUGUGUUUCUGGUGUUUCUCAAUGGUAACAUCCUAGGUGUCAUUCGGGACCAUAAGAAGCUAGUGAACACAUUUCGACUGAUGCGAAGAGCAGGAUAUGUCAAUGAAUUUGUUUCCAUCUCGACAAAUCUCACAGAUCGAUGUGUCUAUAUUUCCUCUGAUGGGGGAAGGCUGUGCAGGCCGUACAUAAUUGUUAAGAAAGAGAAGCCUGCAGUCACGAAUAAGCAUAUGGAAGAGCUGGCUCAGGGGUAUAGGAAUUUUGAAGAUUUCUUACACGAGAGUCUGGUUGAAUAUUUAGAUGUGAAUGAAGAAAAUGACUGUAACAUCGCACUCUAUGAACAUACAAUUAAUAAAGAUACCACCCACUUGGAGAUUGAGCCCUUCACUCUUCUUGGCGUUUGUGCUGGCCUCAUCCCAUAUCCUCAUCAUAACCAGUCCCCAAGAAACACAUACCAGUGUGCCAUGGGGAAACAAGCCAUGGGUACCAUUGGAUACAACCAGCGCAACCGAAUCGAUACUCUCAUGUAUCUGCUAGCAUAUCCACAAAAACCCAUGGUUAAAACAAAGACCAUUGAGUUGAUAGAAUUUGAGAAACUGCCAGCUGGACAGAAUGCAACAGUUGCAGUGAUGAGUUACAGCGGCUAUGAUAUUGAAGACGCCCUUGUUUUAAACAAGGCUUCCUUGGACAGAGGCUUUGGGCGUUGCCUUGUAUAUAAAAAUGCUAAAUGUACAUUGAAGCGCUAUACCAAUCAGACUUUUGAUAAAGUGAUGGGGCCAAUGUUGGACGCUGCUACAAGAAAACCCAUCUGGCGACACGAAAUUUUAGAUGCAGACGGUAUUUGUUCUCCAGGUGAGAAGGUAGAAAACAAACAAGUGCUUGUAAAUAAGUCCAUGCCCACAGUAACUCAGAUUCCUCUGGAAGGAAGUAAUGUGCCGCAGCAGCCACAGUACAAGGAUGUGCCCAUCACCUACAAAGGGGCAACGGAUUCAUACAUUGAAAAAGUGAUGAUCUCUUCAAAUGCUGAAGAUGCUUUUCUGAUCAAAAUGCUGCUGAGGCAGACGAGGCGUCCAGAGAUUGGAGACAAGUUCAGCAGCCGCCACGGGCAAAAAGGUGUUUGCGGCUUGAUCGUCCCUCAGGAAGACAUGCCAUUUUGUGACUCUGGCAUCUGCCCGGACAUCAUCAUGAACCCACACGGCUUCCCAUCACGAAUGACGGUGGGCAAGCUGAUCGAGCUGCUGGCCGGCAAGGCUGGCGUGUUGGACGGCAGGUUCCACUAUGGCACCGCAUUUGGAGGCAGUAAAGUGAAGGACGUGUGUGAGGACCUCGUUCGCCAUGGUUAUAACUACCUCGGGAAAGACUACGUUACAUCUGGCAUCACAGGCGAGCCCUUAGAAGCAUACAUCUAUUUUGGCCCGGUGUACUAUCAGAAACUGAAGCACAUGGUGCUGGACAAGAUGCAUGCCCGGGCCCGGGGACCGCGAGCCGUUCUUACCAGGCAGCCCACCGAAGGUCGAUCUCGUGAUGGUGGCCUGCGUCUUGGAGAGAUGGAACGUGACUGUUUAAUCGGUUAUGGAGCCAGCAUGCUUUUACUAGAGAGACUAAUGAUUUCAAGUGAUGCCUUUGAGGUUGAUGUGUGUGGGCAGUGUGGACUUCUGGGGUAUUCCGGCUGGUGCCAUUACUGCAAGUCCUCCUGCCACGUGUCCUCCCUCCGCAUCCCCUACGCCUGCAAGCUGCUCUUCCAGGAGCUGCAGUCCAUGAACAUCAUCCCCCGGCUGAAGCUGUCCAAGUACAACGAGUGAGGCCGGAAGCGGCGCUUGCUUACGGAGGACGACGCUGUGCCCCGCGCCGUGGGAAGCAGAGGGGAUUGAGGACCCUGCUCCUGCAAAUUUCUUAAAUGUUCUCCCUCAAAACAAACACACACACACAAAGAUGGAGAAGCUUUCUUUCACUGAAGACUGACUCCACAGCCUGGAACAGUGAGCCUCGGGCCACGGGAGGGAUACCACCAACAUGGACCAGAGUGCAGUCUCUCGAUCCUGUACUGAAUUUGAUUCACAAGUGGACGUGACCUAAAAGAUAAACUUUUAUUUGUGUUCUGGUAUCUUGAAAUCAACUCAUUAGACUUUCCUCCUUAAAAAGAACAUUUCGGGUUAAAUUCCCCACAAUGCCUUCCUGGCUGACAGAACUCAAGACUCUUACGACUUCUGUAGGAUCUGAAGCGUGUUGGAACGGCUGGCAUGGCCUCUGUCGAGAGGCCUGACAGGAGCAGUGUGUGAAGGGAGAGG